This is a messenger RNA of Protopterus annectens (West African lungfish), 3308 nucleotides long. RefSeq names its product solute carrier family 35 member A5 (gene SLC35A5). Gene Ontology annotation, biological process: pyrimidine nucleotide-sugar transmembrane transport. Gene Ontology annotation, cellular component: Golgi membrane. The coding region runs from base 246 to 1631 and encodes 461 amino acids. The transcript is spliced from 8 exons. Gene Ontology annotation, molecular function: pyrimidine nucleotide-sugar transmembrane transporter activity. The record is from RefSeq and is a predicted model, not a curated record. Lineage: Eukaryota; Metazoa; Chordata; Ceratodontiformes; Protopteridae.
UUUGAAGGGAAUAUAAUAAUGAGCUGAAUAAGGUCUGACUGAGUAUUUUGGAGUGAUACGUCAGUUUACAUUGAUAAGUAACGUACAAAUAAUGAUAUGUGCUUGUACUGUAGAAUGCUGCCGCUGAAGUGUUUUCUGUGAGUUCUUUGUAUAUCUAAAAAAUAUAGAUAUGUCAUCGAAUAUACUGACUAGGCUAGUAGAGCGUAAAAAAAGAGAAAAGGAAGUUACGUCAAAUAUAAUUCUGAAUGAAUAUUCCAAAUCUUCUGAUGAGAUCAUUGUGGUUAACACCAUGUGAAAUACUGACUUGCUACAGCUGUCUUUGGGGCAUUGACUGUGGAUCAUCUGGAAGGAUUAUGGCAAAGAAAAUAUGCCCGUGUUCUAUUUUCUGCUCCAGAUCAACUGUGUUUACUGUGGUUCUGGGAGCAGUGUUUGUUUUGCUGGCUUCUAGUCGUAUCCUUCUCAUGAAGUUCUCAGCUAAUGAAGAGAACAAGUAUGAGUACCAGCCUGCCACAGUGAAUCUAUGUGCAGAAGCCGUGAAGCUGGUUGUUUGUGCAGUACUGGCCGUGAGGGUCAUGAUACAGGAGAGUCGUUCGUACAAAGACUGCCGAUGCACUUCCUGGAAAGACUUCCUCAGUUACUUGAAAUGGGCAGUACCUGCCUUUCUAUACUUUCUUGAUAAUUUAAUUAUCUUUUAUGUUCUGUCUUAUUUCCAGCCUGCUAUGGCUACAUUGUUCUCCAAUUUUGUCAUCAUCACCACAGCAAUGCUAUUCAGAAUAGUGCUUAAGAGACGUUUGUCAUGGGUACAGUGGGCAUCUCUUCUGAUUCUGUUUUUGUCCAUAGUGUCCUUAAACAUGGGGACAGAUGGCACACAGCACUCCAUACCAGCACAUAGCUUGAUUCACAUUGCCUCUCAUAGUCCUUCCAACAGUUGUUCUCAUUUCCUACAGACGGAAGAGCACUUUGCAGCAGGCGUCAACACUAGUGCAAAACCUUUUCCAGUCUUAAACUGGAACCCAGAAUCUUUGAAGAAAAUUCAUCUUAGCCUUGGCCAUCUCUUAAUCAUUGUUCAGUGUUUUAUAGCCUCUAUGGCCAAUAUAUACAGUGAAAAAAUAUUUAAGGAAGGAGAACAGCUCACAGAAAGUAUAUUCAUACAGAACUUCAAACUCUACCUUUUUGGAGUUUUAUUUAAUGGAUUGACUUUGACACUCCGUCACGAGUACCACAGUCAGAUCUUGAGCUGUGGCUUUUUUUAUGGCCACAAUGUAUUUUCAAUUUCCCUAAUUUUUGUAACUGCAUUCCUUGGGCUUUCUGUGGCAUUUAUGUUGAAAUUCCGAGAUAAUAUGUUUCAUGUGCUUACUGCACAAAUCACAACUGUUAUCAUUACAACAGUGUCCAUCUUUAUGUUUGAGUUUAAGCCUACCAUGGAAUUCUUCUUGGAAGCUCCUGUAGUUCUGUUGUCUAUAUUUAUUUAUAACCGCACCAAGGUCCGGGACCCAGAGUUUGCUCUGCAGAAAGCAAAGUUAAAGGUUCUUAAUGGAGAAAUUUUGGAAAGAUCCAGUGGGGAUGGAGAGGAACUAGAGAGACUUACUAAAGCAAAUGCAGACACAGAAACAGAUGAUGAUUCCCUAUAGAGCAUGAAGAGAUGAAUAGAAAUGGUUGCUAACAGGACGCUGUUUACCUUUAACCAUAUUUCAGCACUGUGGCUUGCUUGCCUUAGAGCAGAUGAUUUGCCCACUUUGGAAACUGACCUCCUUUCCUUGAAGUAGCUCUCAGGACAUGCUGUUUCCAUGCAAAAUGAGUUACAAGCACCACCGAUGUUUAUUUAAAACUGGAAAUGUUUGUGCAAAAUGUGUACAAAGUCCCACACAUUUCCAGGUGUACAGUGCAGUCUUUGGUUUCAUUUGAUUAAUAUCUGGUUACACUGAGGCUGUACUAGAUUUCAGGAGUACUCCACCAAAAGAAAAUAAAGGUCAGAAUUUGGAAAAGUGUAAAGAAUACAGUCAGUGUGACUGUUUUAUACAGCAGUGCAUUUUAGCAGUUUUUUGGCUUGCAACUUGUGUGCAAACACCUUGUUGAAAAAAGACAUAGAGGUAUACUCCUUACCACACAACAGUUGCCUGACUGUAAUGAUAGUGUAUUAUGUAAAUCACUUAUUCCGGUGAAAAAGAUCACACAGAUUUUUUGGUACCUGAACUUGGUAAUCAUGUUUCUUGCAGAUGUGUUGUCUAGUAAACUGAAAAAAAGCAUUGGAGUAUGUCUUACAGCUUCUGUUAAAAGUUAACACAAGAAAACUUGAAAGAACUGGUGAAUUGAUAUAAGUAUUAAACAUAGCAUAGUGAACAAACAUACCUGAGCAAGUUUUAAGUUGUACCUUAACUGUACAAAGUAAAGAACAUUUGCACUUGUAUUAUCAGUUUCAUGUAGCCAUUUACUGGGGUGUCUUCGAGCAGUGAUAGUUAUUUCAUCCAUUAAGUUGUACUGAACUGUGGAGCUUCUGACUUCUUAUGACCACUAAAAUGGUCUGACUUUGGUACAUUGUCCUUCAGGGUAUGGUUGUCAGUUUCGAGGCUGCUUCAUACAUACCUGUGAUGCUGUGGUGUUCCUAUUAAAAAUGAAGCUGGUGCCUAGUCACUUCAUUUAUAUUUGUAGGUUUGAAUAUGGGCAGAGUAUAAUGCCUUUUAUACACUGACUUUUUCUAUUUUGUUUUCACCAUUUUUAUGAUGAUGUUCUGGUCAUAGUUUUAAUCACUCUUUCCUGUUGUGUUACUGUUGCCUGGUAAAUAGGUAUCCUAAAUCAAAAUGUGAUUCACAGAAAAGGGAAGCCUUCAGUGUUGGUGGUCCAAAUUACUGACUUGGGCUUACAAGGCAUGGUACCAUAUAUAGUAUUCUGCAUAAGUGUCAGUAUUUACAAGUUGAAAUAAAAACAUUAUAUACAUAGCCUGUUCCCCAGAUGACAUUGGCACAGCAUAUCCUUUUGUACUUCAGUUCUGCUUUAUGAAACGCUCUGCAUAAAAUUGCACACCUUGGAAUGAUUAGUUAUCAGCUCCUAUUUUUAUUAAUAUUUUCUGGUAUACUCCAAGCUGUAUAGUUCAUAAAAUAAUUAUGCACAUAGUGUAGAGUACAAAACAUUCUGUCAUGAAAGCCCUAAGUAGUUUUAACGUUAUGUUGUCACAAAUGGUCUUGAUUUGGUAUUAUGUAGAACCUAAGUCAAAGAACAUUUACCAGAAAGUGAAACCGUCAGUAUCUGGGUCCUGUUUGUAGUUUCUAGUGUUUCUUCGGUUCAGAAAUAAACUUGUGUAAAGAUGUGUU